Molecule: messenger RNA, 639 nt
Organism: Penicillium canariense
Lineage: Eukaryota; Fungi; Ascomycota; Eurotiomycetes; Eurotiales; Aspergillaceae
Product: SGNH/GDSL hydrolase family protein
Exons: 3
Coding region: 1-639 (212 amino acids)
Molecular function (GO): phosphatidylcholine lysophospholipase A1 activity
Source: RefSeq, a predicted model, not a curated record
AUGGAAAAACUCUCCAUACUCUGCUUCGGCGACUCCCUAACAUCGGGUUAUUAUCGUUACGGACUCGAGUACCACUCAUACGCGAUCAAACUCAAGGAGAUCCUCGAAGCCAAAUUCCCUGACACCAAUGUCCACAUCGAGGUGGACGGGGUCCCAGGCGAUUUUGUGGUAUACCCCACGGGUGAUUUCUUGCCUCGCAUACAAGAUCAAUGUGCGAAAGCCAAAUUCGACUGGGUCAUUAUUCUCGGAGGAACCAACGAUUUGGGAGACGGAAAUCGAGCCGAUAUGAUUUACUUCGCGCUAGAAGACUGCUGGCGUGUGGCUCUCACAAGUGGCGCGAAGGUUCUCGCCAUGACAGUACCUGAUUGUGCAGCCAAACUCGAAAGCCUAGAAACGAGACGCAGUACUUUAAAUUCUAAUAUCAUGGAACGCGAGUCUGAGAAUUUCCGUGUCGUUGAUUUGCAUAGCAAGAUUCCCUAUCAUUCUGCUACGGAGAACUUCCAGGACGAGAUCUUUGAUGAUGGAUUACAUUUUACUGCCAAGGGAUAUGAGCUUAUGGGAAGUGUUGUGGGAGAGCGUCUGGUGGCUCUGAUCGAAGAGGAACAGGGCAGUAAUGGCCAAGCCUACACUAAGCUGUAG